UCUAAUCUGCGUUCGAUUGAGACUUCCUGUGUGGCAGAACUGAGAGCAGGCGAGCGCGUAAUCAGCACUGCCUACAGACUAGUUUACGGUAACACUCUCGAAAUUCGCCGCCUGGACCUACAAAAGUGCUCGUUUGGACUUAAUCUGGAAUGAAACGCUUUAUUCUAACUAUAAUGUUGUUGGAUAAACGUUGAGUGCAAGAACUAAACAGCAAAGAGAUCCUCGGUGCGGGUCAAGCACAUCUCACCCGACCAACAGAAAAAGGAGGAGAGGCCAAAAAAGACAACUGCAACUGGAGGAAAAAAGUGCCUACAAUCCUCACGGAUUGCCACAACGUCGAAGAUUAUCGUGACAUGAUGGCCACGGAGGAACUCUACGAGGUGGAGAGAGUAGUUGGCAAACGUAAGAACAAAAAGGGCAAGACUGAGUACCUGGUCCGCUGGAGAGGCUAUGGCUUUGAGGGAGACACCUGGGAGCCGGAGAGUCACCUGUCCAGCUGCGUCGAGUUUAUCCAUGAAUUUAAUCGGCAACACAGCGAGAAGCAGAAAGACGGAACUUUAAUACGCUCCACACGGAGCUCUCCUAGCACAGCCGGAGGCAACACUAACAUCAACGCCCGCAAACAGAUCAGCAGGCCUCAGCAGCCCUCAGCGAAUCCUAACACAGCGAAGACUACUCCACAGACCUCAAGCACACCCUCCACAAAACGGCUUCAGCCAGCACAGCACUCACCAAACAACAGCGACGCACAGCAGCAGAAGAAUAAGCGUUCGGCUGGCGUGACUAGCACUGCCAUCACGGGCACAGUCACCGACACGGUCCCGACGGCAGCGCCAACAGCUGCACCCACUAUGAGUACGUUGCGCCGUAGUAUGGACCUAACAAAAACUGGCAUCAAAAUCCUAGUGCCAAAGAGCCCAAUGAACAGCCGCACUGAUACCGAGGAGUCUCCCAGUGAGGCAGCACACAGUCUGGAGCAGGGAGGCCAAGAGCCAGAUGCUGUGCCCCCUGAAGUGGCUUUGCUGGAGAAACCCACCGGAGCUGUGCGUGUACCAGGAGAGGAGCGAGCUCGUAUGGGCACAAGGCCCAGGACGCAAACGGCCCUUCCUCCACCACAGAUUCCCAUUACCCCAGCUGCUGUCCGUACAUUAAACGGGAAAGGCGUGACAACCCUCAUGGAGGCCUCGUCAGCAAACGGAACGGCCAUUACACAGAGCGGUGCUGCAGGAGUGAUGGGCGGCUCAGGGAUGACAGGCAAAAGGCGCUUUGAGGACCGUGCGACUUUCGACAAACGCCUGCGCUUCAGUGUUCGUCAAACUGAGAGUGCUUACCGUUACAGGGACAUUGUAGUUAAGAAACAAGAUGGCUUUACACACAUUCUGUUUUCUACAAAGACGUCUGAGAACAACUCACUGAAUCCUGAUGUAAUGAAGGAGGUUCAGAGUGCCAUGGCCACAGCUGCAGCUGAUGACAGUAAACUAGUUCUACUGAGCGCUGUGGGAAACGUAUUCUGCUUUGGUCUUGACUUCAUCUACUUUAUUAGGCGGCUCACGGAUGAUAGGAAAAAAGAAAGCAUCAAAAUGGCGGAGACAAUCAGGACUUUCGUCAACACAUUCAUCCAGUUCAAGAAGCCCAUCAUUGCUGCUGUGAAUGGGCCUGCUAUUGGGCUUGGAGCAUCUAUCUUGCCCCUGUGUGAUGUAAUCUGGGCCAAUGAGAAAGCUUGGUUCCAGACUCCUUACACAAUCUUUGGCCAAACUCCAGACGCCUGCUCCUCUGUAACAUUCCCUCUCAUCAUGGGAGUAGCUUCGGCUAAUGAAAUGCUUCUGAGCGGGAGGAAGUUGACUGCUCAGGAGGCUUGUGCCAAAGGACUCGUGUCCCAAGUUCUGUGGCCAGGGACCUUCACACAGGAAGUCAUGGUUCGCAUUAAGGAGCUAGUAUCUUGUAAUUCAGUUGUUCUGCGCGAGUCCAAAGCACUGGUGAGGAACAUUAACCGGGCCGCCCUGGAGCAGGCCAACGAGAGGGAAUGUGAGGCACUUAAGAGGGUCUGGGGCUCUCCUCAGGGCAUGGACUCCAUACUCAAAUAUCUCCAGAAGAAAAUAGAUGAAUUUUAAGUCGACUAAAUGUCCUACGGGUGUCAAAAACCUCCAUCCUCAAGUGCCUGAAGUUAUGUAGACAAGGUUUGUCAGUAGUUACUUUUUAGGUAGGAUUUUGAUGGAACUCCACAACAGAGGAAGACUGGCGUGGUCUAACCCGCAACUUCAUCUUCGUCCAGAACGUAUUUGCUUUUCAUCCGACUGCAGAAAGCAGCAUCUCAUUCUGCUACACUUGAUAAUGACUUUAAUGCAAAGUUUGUGUUAAAUCUUGCACAUCUUUCUCUAGGCACUGUGCAGAAGGACAAAAUGCCUUGAUAUAUGUAAAUUCCUGUCAUCCUUCAGCUCAAUCUCUGUUUUAUCAGGACUAAAGUCCUGAAUUGCUUUGUCAUAGAGGUAAUAUGGUUUUGGGCUAUUUUUCAACACGCCUCCUAUGCAGACUGAUUGAGAAAAGAUGAGUAAUGUCAGUGUAAUUUAAGAAAGUGAUGUAUGAGACUUGAAUGAGUUGAAUUUUGCUCUUUUCUCAGUUUGGUUACCGCUAAACUAACAGAUUGCAAUUAGAAUCAAGUCUUUAGUCGGUAGCAGACUUUUCUUUAGUUGGUACUUUUAUUACAUCGAUUAGAAGACAUCUCAAGUCUUGUUUACCUGGAAUAUUCAGGCAAAUCUUGCAGGCAUUUACAUGGGUCAGCCCUUUGUAGUCAUUUUUACGAAUGCAUAGUUCUAUCAAGACGAACAGACAUUGACGGCAGUGAAAAUGACACCAGUUAGCGUUAGUUCUGUUAUAGCAUCAUCUUGACUUGAAAGCUACUAAUGCAUUAAAAGAAAAGCACAUUGAAUUUCUGAUUAUGUAAUAACGAUCGUCAAGUGAACAAAAUGAAUACUUGAGGAUUUGCAAGGCGCAGGCUUAGUAGGAAUUAAUAGUUAUUUGUAUCAAAGUUAACAUUUGUAUGUUUUGCUGGCUUAAUUUUAAAAGUUUUCAGCUUAAUUUUUGUUUGUAUGUUUUUGGCAUACAAACUGUUUGCUUUGGAGUAACAUUAUACCACCAAAUAAUUUUGAUGUAAAUGUUGUUGACACAAUAUUUCUAAUUUAAUAACUUAUGACAUUAUGAAACUGAAUGAGGAAGGUUCCUCAUGAGUCAAUAAAGGGUGCUGGCCAUUUAAAUCUGCAUCCUUUUUUCUGCUGGUUCAAACAGACUGGACUGCUGUAUCAUCAGAAGAACCCUGGAGAUUAAACCACCAUCUCUAAGGGAAGAUCCUACUGAAAUCCACCCAAACAUCUGUAGUUACUAGCCUAGUAUGCACUAUUAUUAAAUGUAAUGGCAGUUUUCAGUUUUUUUAUAAUAUGGGUGGGGAUGGAGUAGGUUUAGGAAAAUGGGUUGUGAAACCGUUCACGUAAAUUGCUUAACAAUGUGACUUUGCAAAAAGAUACCUGCAGAAAUAUUUUUGUUCCCCAAUUCUAAAGUUCUACCUCUCAGAAUCCAUAAUAUGAUUUUUAGCAACAAACAAAUCUGUUUUAUUCUUACUCAUUUUGAAAAUCUGCAUCAUCUACAUCAUGUUUCUGGUACAGAUAUCUAUGCACUGAUUAUUUCCUAAUGUUCUGCUCCAAAGUUUUUCCUUGAAAUUGGUCUGACUCGAUACUUUACAGGAAAGCAAAAUUCAAUUCAGUAAUUAAUCAGCUCAGCCCCAGCAAUAAAAUUUGUAAAUUAUAUAUGUUGUUAAUUCUAUUCAGUAUUUAUUGACCAUAGAUAGAUUUUUACUGAAGAGGUUCCAUAACAUGGAAUAACAGAUGGCUGCGUACGUUUUUCCCUUUCCCAAAAGAUUUUGUAAAAUUAAUUCUUGUUUAUGGAAUUAUAUUUAUGAUUGUGAAAAUAGAAUUGUUUUCAUUCUUACUAUUAUACUUAUUGAAUGCUUUUGUUCAGUUAUUUUAUUUUUUUUCCAAAACAAUGUGGCAGGUUAUAUUUGACUAUGAAGUGCAUUGUGACAUUAAUAAUGUCUUAUAUAUUUUAACUUGUAUGUGAUGUCAUGUAAACUGAUGUCAAUGAAACAUUCGUUUGAUCUGAGAUAAUUAACAUUCAUUUUCUGUCAAUAACCCUACAACACAAAAACCAGAAACAAAUCCUAAUUUUCUCAAAGAAGCUUUGCAGUAAUUUCUGAAAUGUGUUAAGUUUUUUUUUUUUUUUUUUUGUAAAUGACACAUUUCAGCCCAGCCCGCUCUCUAUUAUUGACAUCUUGGCAGAUUUGAAUUCUGUAUAUAGGGUGUUGCAGUUUGAUGUAAAACAUUGCUGACUCUAUACCUGAGGGAAAAAUUGCUUUGUUCCAGUCACUUCACUGACAAAAUUAUAUAUUAUCCUCGUUUUCUAAAUUUCAGCAUAGCUGUACAUAUGUGAUCUGCCUUUAGUUUCAAAUGCUGGUCAAAAUUAGAUUAUAUAAUGGCAAGGCUUAUUUCUUAUAGUUGAUAUACUAAGUGCUAUAAAUUGUACAAUCUGUAAAGAUUUUUUUUUAGGUUUCAGAACAUGUAACAGCUGUGAAAAUGACUGGUCCAAAUAUAAGUGUUUUUACCCACUCUUGUGCUUUUAUAAUUUAAUUUGAAUAAAAACCAACGUCAUACUUUUA
Megalobrama amblycephala (Wuchang bream) is the source of this 4702-nucleotide messenger RNA. It is a transcript of the gene cdyl, whose product is annotated as chromodomain protein, Y-like. The record is from RefSeq and is a predicted model, not a curated record. NCBI's taxonomy places the organism in Eukaryota, Metazoa, Chordata, Actinopteri, Cypriniformes, Xenocyprididae. The coding region runs from base 354 to 2111 and encodes 585 amino acids. Gene Ontology annotation, molecular function: transcription corepressor activity. Gene Ontology annotation, cellular component: nucleus. The transcript has 7 exons.